CCUUCGUCUUUCUGAUGAAAUCCUCUUAUGAAGGGCCCGGCUGUGUGGGCUGUGCGAAGGAGGAAGCUGAGCUGUUUAAGUCAGUAUCUAUAGUAGUGAGUUUAUUUAUUCCAUCUGCGUUUUAUUUGGAAUUCCUAUUUAUGUUUCAGCCGACCAGUAGCACACUGAGCUAACUGAUUGGCCAAGGAAGGUGUAGAAGCUGAGUUUCUGUAUUGUUUUUCUAAGUGUAGCUCGGCUGCUAUUCUAUUGUCACCCAAUCCAGCAGCAUUCGAUUUGUGCACAACGGCUCGAAACUGGAAUCAGAUUAAGUAUCCGGACGGAGGACAUGUUCCGGCUGUCUAGCCUUCAUUUCGACCUGCCCUCCUCCCGCACCGUCUCGUCUUCUUUCCGCCCGGUGUUCGACGCUGCGAGUCUUCUUCCAGGCAGGCCCUGUGCCCAGGAACAAGACACGAGUGUCGGGGACAUGAUCAUCAUGGUCGGAGGUGCGCAGCGGCUUCCAGGACAGGCGAAGUGGUCCGCGCCGCCCCCGGGCGCUGCUAACUAAAAUAAGCUAAGCUAAGCCAAGCCGUCCGCGAGGAGAGGCGAAAGCUUGGGAACCGCAGCGAGGCGACAUGGUCAUGGACAGAAGCCACGUGAGACGAGGCGCGAGUGAGUGACAGUGAGGCUUUUUCCCGGGAAGGCCCCUUUGGCUUGGCCGGUGCGCGCACGGCCACGGGGACUGUUGUCCUUCGCGAGGCGAAGGGGCAGCUGCCAGCUGGGUGCAAGCGGUCCCCCACUUGGCUAAAAUGUUCGAGUAAUAACGUGCUAUUUAUUUUUAUUUAAUGCUAGUUUGGUAGUUGGGAAUGAUUAAUCUGCAUAUACUAUAGGUAUAUAAGUAACUAUAUUUUUAUUUUUCCUCUGUAAUUUUAUACCAGCCUAACUAAGCAUAUGCCAUAUAUGCGACAAGAUUCAAGAUAUACUUUUCGUUCUAUAUUUUUAAACAGAACUGCAGGCACUAACCUAACCGGACUUUUUAAAUUAAGUCUUAAUUUAAGAGCAGAGAGAAUCGGGAAAGCAAGAUGUUGCGGGGUGUUAAUUCAGACGAGCUGUGUUCGAAGGAGACCGUCGCGCCGGUUGUGCCCUCCGCUUUCAGAGUGGCCUCUCUGGGGCAGGGCGGCCAGGAGAGCCCGUGGCUCGGACUGCUCUCCGCCGUUUCUAGGCCCGCCGUGUCUUUCCUAAAGAAGUGUUUGCCGGAGCGCUUGCGCACCCCCGCCUCGUUAGGAGGGCUCUUCGGGGGGAUCGCAGAGGAGCUGACUCAAAGCGUGGACACGGAGGGCACUUUUUUAGUGCCGCACCUACCCUUCCUGCAUUCCCAGCACGAACCCUCGGGCUUUGGCGGUUUUGCGGUCGAGGCUCCCAGCUGGCUCGGACCUGACUCCCUCCACGAACUGGGUGUUCACAGCAUCCAAGAGGCGUCCCCACCUGGAUACCUGGCCAGCGCGAAACAUUUCCUCACCCAUAUUUUGUCGAAUUCUGGUCAGAGGGAAGUUAGGGACGGCUGGUCGGUGGAGUCUCUACCUCCAAGGGUCAAGAGUCCUUGGUGGAGUGAAAUUUGGGGAUCCGACAGCACUUCCCACAGCUGGCUGUCCCACUUCUCAUGGGGUACAGCGGUGCAGCAUUGUGGAGAACCUGGCAGAGGCUGUCAGCAGAUGACAUCCAGCGCAGCCGGCACCGUUUCCAUGCCAACCAAACCAUCAGUAGAGUGUGAAUUGAGGGCAUCAAUGCUGGGCGAAAGUGCUGGACCCUCCUGUCACAAUAGACAGGCACAUGACGAUAGCACACGCAUGGCCAGACCCGAAUCUUUCCCAAGCUUGGAACAGCCCCUGUUGGAGCUACAUCCCACAUCUGCUGGUGUGGUAAGCAUUGUCACGACCUGUCACAGUGAAGUAGCAGUACUUACUCCAGAUCAGGACAAUGGCUACUCGAGUUUGGAAGAAGAGCACUCAAACAACAGGUUACAUGUAGUGAGACCCCUUUGUCUCAAUGAGGGUAGCAUGGAGGCCAGUGGUGUUACUGAGGAGCAAGCCUGUUGUCCUGAUGGUGGGCUAAAUGAAUUAUCAUUGCCAGGGCUGGGGGCAGGAGGGAGUGAUCGAGGGACUGAGGAGAGCGAGGAUUCAGACACUGACUCUGAGGAAGGUGAGCCCCCCUCCCAGGAGGAGCCUAAAUUAGAGACAGAGGUGGAAACACAGGCUUUACCUUUCUUGCCCACACCCAAGUGCCAGAACAAAGCCAUCGCCUACAUCAUGGGCAGUCCCUGCAGUGAGGAGAGUGGGACAGAGUCAGAGGGGGACCAUGACUGGGACAGCAGUGGUGGUGGUGAUGAUGAUGAUGAUGGCUUUGACAGCGAAGGGGCAUCUGACUUUUCAGAUUCUGAGGAUUUGGAUGAUGAGGACAGUGAGGCAGAUUCCGAAACAGAUGCUGAGGUGGAGAGGCUGUGGAGCUCCCUUUGCCAGAGCGGGGACCCUUACAACCCUUGUAACUUUACAGCAACCCUCUGUACAGCUUCAAAACCUGCUCCAGCAGCCAGUGCCUGUGUUUUGUCAGCAGAAGUGGAGUACCCUCCUUCUCCUUGCACCUUAAAUUCCCCAGCCUGCUCCCCCAGGCCCCUGACAGUGGAGGAUGAGUCUGAGGAGGAGAUCAGCAGUGUUCUUGAUGCAGAGAGCCUUCAACUGUGGAAUUCCUUCAGCUCCCUAUCAGACCCUUACAACCCCCUGAACUUCCAGGCCCCUCUAAGGACUCGACAUUCAGCCCAGGGCCCACCCUCCACCUCAUCCUUGCCACAACUGAAGGAGGCAGAGGAACGGAUGGACAGUGGCUUCUCGGAGGCUGUCUCCCUGUCAGAGCUACGUUGUGCCAAGCUGAAAAAGGUAAGGUUUGUUGAGGAGGUGGAAGAGUUCUAUGCCAGCAGUGAUGAAGAUCGGCGGGGACCAUGGGAGGAGUUUGCCAGGGACCGCUGCCGUUUCCUUCGCCGUGUGCAGGAAACCGAAGAAGUCAUUAGCUACUGCCUGGCCCCAACCUUCCGCCUGUUAAUCUUCCAGAGACUGUACCAGAGUUGUUGAGCUGAGGUUUUUUUUGUGUGUGUGUGUGUGUGUGUGUGUGUGUGUGUGUGUGUGUUUUUUGUUUUUGUUUUGAUCAGUUUAGUAUAAUUUUGUUGACUCUGGAGUAAGAAACCCAACAGCAUACUGCUAACUAAAGUUCUAAGGGCUAAGUAGUGAGUCAAGAAAUAUUGCCUGACCCUGGUGCUUGGUUUUGGUUUCCAAGUACAUUUCUUCAGGAGAGUGUGGUAGCUGGAAUGGCAUUUGAAAAGACCUUCUUAAUUGCCUUCCUCCACAGUGUGAAAUUAAUAAUUGCCUCUGUAAUGCCAUCUUUUAUCUUCCUCCCCUGCAUCUAAUCAGACAUGGUAUUUUGUUUCAAACUAUGACAAGAGAAAUAUAACUCAACAGAAACUUGUGUGUGUCCCGUAUUGCUGAAAUCUGGCAGCACUAUCAAAAGCAUGUGGAACUGCUUUUGAAGUGGGAGGAGUGCUAAACUGCACUUGUUCCAGGUGUAUUUUUAGGUUUACAGAAACUGUGCCAAAGGAUUGUAUGGUAUUGCAUUAACACUAACAAAGGUGGGGCACACAUAGUUAUCUCAGUCUCUACAAAAUAAAUAACAAAUGAAAAAUGUAUUGUGCACAGGUGCAAUGAGUCUGUCCUUCUCCACUACCAUGUUUAAUUGAUAGUAUUACAUAAAAUAUUUUAAAGCCAAUGGAGAAGUCAUUUGCCUAUAACAUAAAACCUUUAAGCUGUCAAAUUGCAUAUUUCAGUUAAUUUUGGAUUUUGCCAGCCACUAUGUACUGUAAUUAAAUAUGACUAGACCAAAUUUGUUACUUUUGUUUUCCCACGUAACUUCUAUGGAGUAUCAACACCAGAAAGUGUUUGUGGCUUAAGAUUAAUUGUUCUGUUAAUGUGUUUAGAAAUAACUUUUUUUAGCUAAAUCAGAAAUGCUUAUUUUCCAGUUUGAAUAUUUCACACUGAUGAAGUUAAUUUAAUGGAGGGUUAUUUCUCUGGACUGAAUCUAUAGUUUUUGACUAAUUGGUUAAGGUUUGACUUGAUGAAAGGCUGUGCAGAACAAUGUUACCUUAAAUAUUUAGAAAGUUAUUUGGAUAUAGCCCAACAAGUUAAUAAAUCAUCACAUCAAGUUUUAUUUUUGUAAAACUCUUAGAAGUAUAGUGCUUCUGCAUAUUAAUAUUUUGUGGAAGAAAAAAAAUUGCUGCUUCAGUAAAU
This is a messenger RNA of Scleropages formosus (Asian bonytongue), 4304 nucleotides long. It is a transcript of the gene ppp1r15b, whose product is annotated as protein phosphatase 1, regulatory subunit 15B. Lineage: Eukaryota; Metazoa; Chordata; Actinopteri; Osteoglossiformes; Osteoglossidae. Gene Ontology annotation, molecular function: protein phosphatase regulator activity. Gene Ontology annotation, cellular component: endoplasmic reticulum; protein phosphatase type 1 complex. The record is from RefSeq and is a predicted model, not a curated record. Gene Ontology annotation, biological process: response to endoplasmic reticulum stress. The transcript is spliced from 2 exons. The coding region runs from base 1059 to 3098 and encodes 679 amino acids.